Molecule: messenger RNA, 1182 nt
Organism: Schizophyllum commune H4-8
Lineage: Eukaryota; Fungi; Basidiomycota; Agaricomycetes; Agaricales; Schizophyllaceae
Product: N-terminal nucleophile aminohydrolase
Exons: 5
Coding region: 57-824 (255 amino acids)
Biological process (GO): ubiquitin-dependent protein catabolic process
Cellular component (GO): proteasome core complex; proteasome core complex, alpha-subunit complex
Source: RefSeq, a predicted model, not a curated record
CGCGUUGUGCGUGAGCAAGGUACUGCUCAUCUGUACCCUCAUUCUCAUCGUAUACCAUGGCCAGUGCAGACGGAGGUGCCUACAGUUACUCCUUGACCGUCUUCUCCCCGAGCGGCAAACUCGUUCAGAUCGAGCACGCGUUAGCGGCCGUCUCUCAGGGAACAACUAGUUUGGGAAUCAAAGCGACAAAUGGCAUCGUCAUCGCAACUGAGAAGAAGUCCUCCUCUAUCCUAGUCGACGAUUCCAUGCUCGACAAGGUCGCGGUCAUCUGCCCAAACAUCGGGAUUGUCUACUCUGGAAUGGGGCCCGACUUCCGGGUCCUGAUCACGAAGGCGCGCAAGACUGCACAGGCGUACUGGAAGAUCUAUGGCGAAUACCCACCCACGCGCGUGUUAACGCAGGAGAUCGCCACCGUCAUGCAGCAAGCCACGCAGUCAGGAGGUGUCCGACCAUACGGUGUCUCCUUGCUCGUCGCAGGCUGGGACAGCAAUCGCGGCCCUUCCCUGUACCAGGUUGACCCGUCAGGGUCGUUCUGGGCAUGGAAAGCGAGCGCGAUAGGGAAGAACAUGGUCAAUGCGAAGACGUUCUUGGAGAAGCGCUACAACGACGACAUCAGCCUGGAGGACGCCAUCCACACAGCGCUAUUGACCCUGAAGGAGGGCUUCGAGGGCCAGAUGACAGAGAAGACGAUAGAGAUCGGCGUAGUCACUGUGCCCACGCUUGCUGAGCUCGAGGCGGAGGCACCGGAAGGUGCCAUGUCCAGGCCGAAGCCGACUUUCAGAAAGUUGACGGAGGAAGAAGUUAGGGAUUAUCUGGCUCUGUAAUAUCACUGUACGCAUAUGCAUGUUAAGGACCGAAGUUUUUGGCUGAAGUACAGAUCACGGAGGUUCAUGGACUCGGUGUCGACACUCAGUCUCGGGCAGAGGAAUUCGGCGCCUUGACGGCUCCGAGUGGAAACGUGUGCAAAAGCUCGCCUCGUUACUCACACCCAAAUAUCGUUUGUCUCUUUCCGUUCGCCGGCCUGUCGGGGCUUGAGGGGUGUAUCCUCGUGAGAGCAGGCUCCAGAUGAGCGCUAGGCGCUAAUUGCCCUAUCUCACGUGCAUCAUGGAGGGAACCCUGAAGUUGAACUUCGGACCAAACCCAUAUUGAUCAGUUCUUAUCCCCACUGGGAUAGCCUCCGGG